AAUAAAUAUAUAAGAAUGUUAUUUCACAAUUCUCAGACAUACAUAUCAUGAUUUAAAAUGGCGCUACAAAAAAAAAUUGAUCCUGAAUUGGAACAAAUAAGAAAUGAUGUACAAGGACCACCAAAUUUGGAUAUGUUAAUUUUACAAAUGCAAAAAGCAAGUGAACAUAUUCAUGCUGGUUUUUUAUUUCAACAUGAAGGUUUAUCAGUGCUUCAAAAAUUAUGUCUUUUUAUAAGUUCAUCAUCAAUUGAAAAAAUAUAUAAUGGAUGGCAUGAAUUUGCAGCACAUUUGGGUUUAAAUCGUGAACAAAUACAAUGUAUUGAUUAUAAUUUUAAAGGUCUUCAAGAUCCAACAUACUAUGUGCUCCUAACAUUUGUUCAAUCUGAGAAUGCAACAAUUGAUAAAAUUAUAACAUCCUUCAAGACUAUUGGACGUUUGGACAUUAUCAAUAGAAUAUCAAAUCCACUGAUGAAUUUUUUAAAUUCUUUAACAACUUUAAUUGUUGAAAAUCAAAUUUUAAGACCUCAAUGUCUUCCAAGAGUUCCCCUGGUUCUUAGUCCAACAAUAACCGUAGAAAAUUAUUCAUUUUCAAUGUCAACAAUUAAAAAACAAGAUGAAAUAAAAUCUGAACCAAUUAGUAAAACAAAUUCAGCUAAAUCAUAUGGAUCAAUUGUCAUGUUGACAUUUACCAAAGAUAGUGAAGAAAUUGUUAAAAAAAUUUCAAAUAUAUUUAGAAAUAAAAAUCCAAAAAUUGGUGUUGUUAUUCUUAAAGAACAAGAAAAACAUGUUUAUAGUAAAGCAGAAGAAUUUGUUGAUGAUUGUUUUAAACAAGUCAACUAUAUUGUACCAAUUUUAACAAAAGAAUAUAUUAAACUUAUUAAUAAUCCUUCUAAAAAUGAAAUUGACUCAUUGACUAAUUCUCUUGAUACAAAAUAUGUUAAUUAUAUUUAUGCAUUAUUGAGAUAUGAGUAUGUCAAGAAUAAAUGUUGCAACAAUCGAGUGAGAUGUAUUGUUCCAGAUGUUGAAGUAUCAACAGUCAUAAAAUCAGAUUUACAUCCAACUUUACAAGCAUGGUUUAGAGAAUCAGAUAUUGAUAAUUUUACUGAUAAUAUAUUAUUAAAAAAAUUUUAAUAAUAAAAAAAAAAUAAACUUACUCUUUUAUAAAAUAAUCACCAUAAGAACCAAUUGCAUCUUUUAAAUCUUCCUCAGCUUUGUCAUUUAUCAUAUAAUAAAAUUUCCAAACUUCAGCACUUUCUGAUUUUGGCAUGACAACACCUUGAGAAUUUACAAAUGUAUUUUUAUUAAAAUCAUUUAAAUUAUAUGAUGAUUCAAGCAAUCCCAA
Messenger RNA from Aphidius gifuensis, 1342 nucleotides. RefSeq lists its product as uncharacterized. The record is from RefSeq and is a predicted model, not a curated record. Gene Ontology annotation, molecular function: protein binding. The coding region runs from base 58 to 1131 and encodes 357 amino acids. NCBI's taxonomy places the organism in Eukaryota, Metazoa, Arthropoda, Insecta, Hymenoptera, Braconidae. Gene Ontology annotation, biological process: signal transduction. The transcript has 4 exons.